Lampris incognitus (smalleye Pacific opah) is the source of this 1017-nucleotide messenger RNA. RefSeq names its product proteasome 20S subunit beta 7 (gene psmb7). NCBI's taxonomy places the organism in Eukaryota, Metazoa, Chordata, Actinopteri, Lampriformes, Lampridae. The transcript has a single exon. The coding region runs from base 47 to 880 and encodes 277 amino acids. The record is from RefSeq and is a predicted model, not a curated record. Gene Ontology annotation, molecular function: threonine-type endopeptidase activity. Gene Ontology annotation, cellular component: proteasome core complex.
GUUUGGGUGACUCGUCAUAUUUGUUACCAAGGCUAUCUCAGUAGCAAUGGCGACGUUGUCCGUUUGUCAGCCGCCGCCCGGGGGUUUCAGUUUCGACAACUGCAGGAGAAAUGCCGUUCUGGCGGGGGAAGUCGCCGCGAUCGGACUCGGCGCACCGGCGGCGCGUAAAACAGGCACGACCAUCUGCGGUAUCGUGUUUAAGGACGGCAUCAUUCUCGGAGCCGACACCAGGGCUACGGAGGGCAUGGUCGUGGCGGAUAAGAACUGCUCCAAGAUCCACUACAUCUCCCCCAACAUAUACUGCUGCGGAGCGGGCACCGCCGCAGACACCGAGAUGACCACCCAGAUCAUCUCCUCCAACCUGGAGCUGCACUCCCUCUCCACGGGCCGCCAGCCUCGGGUGGCCACCGCCAACCGCAUGCUCAAACAGAUGCUCUUCAGGUACCAGGGCUACAUAGGCGCCGCCCUCGUGCUGGGCGGGGUGGAUUGUAAUGGGCCCCACCUUUACAGCAUCUAUCCCCACGGCUCCACCGACAAGCUGCCCUAUGUCACCAUGGGCUCGGGGUCCCUGGCAGCCAUGGCGGUGUUCGAGGACCGCUACAAGCCCGACAUGGAGGAGGAGGAUGCCAAGCAGCUGGUGCGUGACGCCAUCGCAGCAGGGAUCUUCAACGACCUGGGCUCCGGCAGCAACGUUGACCUGUGUGUCAUCACCAAGGGCAAGGUGGAUUACCUGAGACCCCAUGACGAGGCCAACAAGAAGGGUGUGAGAGCCGGCGACUACAAGUACAAAAGAGGAACGACGGCGGUGUUGACGAAGACCGUGUUCCCCCUGAAGCUGGAGGUGGUGGAGGAAUCUAUACAGACCAUGGACACCUCCUAAAACCACUUCUGCGUUUAGCUCUCUGGAAAUUAAGUAGUACCGCCCCCCCCCCAAACUCCUCUGCGUGGUUAAAAUGGCAUGUUUUUGUCCACAGUUUUCAAUAAAAUGUGCUGAUUUAAGCAGUGUUUCCCCCCCCA